Lindgomyces ingoldianus is the source of this 1566-nucleotide messenger RNA. Its product is annotated as FAD binding domain-containing protein. Gene Ontology annotation, molecular function: FAD binding. The transcript is spliced from 3 exons. The record is from RefSeq and is a predicted model, not a curated record. Bases 35 to 1561 code for a protein of 508 amino acids. Lineage: Eukaryota; Fungi; Ascomycota; Dothideomycetes; Pleosporales; Lindgomycetaceae.
UUUAUGUACACCUCCUAAUCAUCUAAGUUGCGCAAUGUCGACUCUAUCAACCCUCGCAGCAUUGCUGCUCGUUGUUCAAACGGCUUUCACUGCGCCGACUGAGACGUCUGUAUCCAGCGUAUUCGGAUCUGAGAAAGUAGCUUGUUCGAUUUUCAAGCAGAAGUAUCCAGAUCAUACUUUCUACCCCAACACGGCAGGAUAUACAUACGAAACGCAGUCACAAUACUGGUCCGCCCGCCAAUUCUCCCUCCCAGCCUGCGUCUUCGUUCCUUCAUCCGCAACCCAAGUCUCAUUCGCAAUAACAACCCUAACCCUCACAUUGUCCAAAUUCGCAAUCCGGGGUGGCGGCCACAUGCCCGUUCCUGGCUACAACAACAUCGAUUCUAACGGCAUUCUCCUCUCGACUUCCAAUCUUAGCACCUUGGCACUUUCUAAAGACCAGGCUACCGUUUCCAUAGGCCCUGGAAAUCGCUGGCGCAACGUCUAUGCGUAUCUCCAGCCAUAUGGGCUCGCCGUUGCUGGGGGGAGAGUUGGGAGUGUAGGGGUUCCGGGGCUUUUAUUAGGUGGAGGGAUUUCCUUUUAUUCGAAUCAAUAUGGGUUUGCGUCAAAUAACGUUGUUAAAUAUGAGUGCGUACUAGCUAGUGGCAUCAUUAUCGAAGCAACCGCCAGAAACGCCUAUUCCGACCUUUUCUGGGCGCUGAAAGGCGGCGGAAACUCCUUCUGUAUUGUCACACGCUUCGACCUCAAGGCCUUCAAAUCGCCGAAAGUAUGGGUGGGAAUGGCACAAUACGAUCAAUCCCAGAGUGCCAACUAUCUUGACGCGGUAUACACUUUCGGUAAAUACGGCGCGCUGGAUUCAAAAGCCGCGAUUAUCCCAACUGUCGUAAUGCUUCCUGGAAUAAAUACGACAAUAUACGUCACGGCGAAGUUCUAUGAUUCUGAAACGAGCAGUCCGACGGUUUUUGAGAACUUUACUGCGCCGAACUUAGUUUCGUUUUCGGACUCAUUCGCGCUACAGCCGUUGAGCACGUACAUUGAUUCGACCGAUGUUCUCCAACCGCUUGGCCUUCGUCAGGAAUUUCGCGUUAUGUCAAGCAUUGUGAGUCGUGACGCCAUUGGGCUCAUUCACGACACCUAUACUUCUGCGGUAUCCGCAAAACUGUCUGGUGUUGCGAAUCUCACCACAACGAUUACCUUUCAGCCUAUCACGAAAGAGUUCAUCCAGCAAGGGAUAAACGCGGGCGGAAACCCUCAGGGUGUUGAUAUUUCCAAAGCGCCGUAUUUCUGGAUGGACGAGAGUUGGAGUUGGACGCGAGAAGAGGAUGAUGAGACCAUUCUUAAUUUUGCGGACUCAGUGACGGCGGAUAUUAAUAAGCAAUUACAGGCCAAGGGACUGGCCGGGACAUACCUCUAUAUGAAUGAUGCUGGGAAGGGACAACCUAUUUUCCAGAGCUAUCCUGCAAAGAACUUGGAGAGGCUAAAAGAGGUCCGGGAAAAGUACGAUCCAUCGAGGAUAUAUACGAACUUGACGCCUGGAGGGUGGAAGGUAUUGCAGGCAUGAGCGGG